This is a messenger RNA of Cercocebus atys (sooty mangabey), 1103 nucleotides long. RefSeq names its product T cell immunoreceptor with Ig and ITIM domains (gene TIGIT). Gene Ontology annotation, biological process: positive regulation of interleukin-10 production; negative regulation of T cell activation; negative regulation of interleukin-12 production. Gene Ontology annotation, molecular function: signaling receptor binding. Bases 104 to 838 code for a protein of 244 amino acids. Lineage: Eukaryota; Metazoa; Chordata; Mammalia; Primates; Cercopithecidae. The transcript has 4 exons. The record is from RefSeq and is a predicted model, not a curated record. Gene Ontology annotation, cellular component: cell surface.
UGUCUUUUCUCAUAGGCUCAGUUUUACCGUCCUAUCUGCAGUCGGCUACUUUCGGUGGCAGAAGAGGCCACAUCUGCUUCCUGUAGGCCCUCUGGGCAGAAGCAUGCGGUGGUGUCUCUUCCUGAUCUGGGCCCAGGGGCUGAGGCAGGCUCCCCUCGCCUCAGGAAUGAUGACAGGCACAAUAGAAACAACGGGGAACAUUUCUGCAAAGAAAGGUGGCUCUGUUAUCUUACAAUGUCACCUCUCCUCCACCAUGGCACAAGUGACCCAGGUCAACUGGGAGCAGCAUGACCAUUCGCUUCUGGCCAUUCGUAAUGCUGACUUGGGGUGGCACAUCUUCCCAGCCUUCAAGGAUCGAGUGGCCCCGGGUCCUGGCCUGGGCCUCACCCUCCAGUCGCUGACCAUGAAUGAUACAGGGGAGUACUUCUGCACCUAUCACACCUACCCUGAUGGGACUUACACAGGGAGAAUCUUCCUGGAGGUCCUAGAAAGCUCAGUGGCUGAGCACAGUGCCAGAUUCCAGAUUCCAUUGCUUGGAGCCAUGGCCAUGAUGCUGGUGGUCAUCUGCAUAGCAGUCAUCGUGGUGGUCGUGUUGGCUAGAAAGAAAUCCCUCAGAAUCCAUUCUGUGGAAAGUGGCCUCCGGAGAAAAUCAACUGGACAGGAAGAACAGAUUCCCAGUGCUCCCUCACCCCCAGGAAGCUGUGUCCAGGCAGAAGCUGCACCUGCUGGGCUCUGUGGAGAGCAGCAGGGAGAUGACUGUGCCGAGCUGCAUGACUACUUCAAUGUCCUGAGUUACAGAAGCCUGGGGAGCUGCAGCUUCUUCACAGAGACUGGUUAGCAAACAGAGGCAUGUUCUGGAAGAUACACUUUUGUCUUGACUAUUAUAGAUGUCUUGACUAAUAUAUAAACAGCUGUAUUCACCAUCAGUGUGCGCGCGCGUGUGUGUUCAGUUGAGUGAAUAAAUGUCAUCCUCUUCUCUAUCUUCAUUUCCUUGGCCUUUUUGUUCUAUUCCAUUAUGCAUUAUGGCAGGCCUAGGGUGAGUAACAUGGAUCUUGAUCAUAAAUGCAAAAUUGAAAAAAUAUCUUGACCUGAUUUUAAAUCUG